UGUCGAACCCGCUUCUAGAUAGUUUGUCAAUUAGCUUCUGCUCCUCCUCGUGGGCCCACAUUUUCCCUAGCAAAGAAAUUCACGAGGCAGAUAAAGUAAUCUUUCCGUCGACUCCAUGAUACCACUGCAGUGUCUUGCUAGUGUCUUACCCGAGCCAUUGAUUUCCGAUAAGGCGCGCGCCUUAUCAUAUAAUUAGCAUUUUUGUCACAGUGCGUAAUCAGUGGGCAUUCUCUGGGUCCGAAAAGAGCCGCACGAUUCUUACAUAAGGCAAUUUUCCGGCCUCUUCAGGAGAAAUGCGUGAAUGCGAGUGAGAUUUUAGUGGUUUUCCUGAAGCAUUCGCGUGCCAUCAAGUGGAACAUUUCACGCACACACUUUCCAAUCGAUUUAUUUCCACUCGGAUCAUAGCGUGGUGUCAGUGGGUGGAAAAGCCACGAAAAGUGCCAAAAAGUCCAUGUUUCAUCGACCAAAUUAACACACAUUGCUAUCAGCUGAGGAAGUCCAGAAACGUGCCAAUGCUGGCGCCAAAUCGCCGGCCGAUGAUGAAAAUCUCUGGAGCUUUCUUCCAGAUUUCUGGCGCCACGGAAAGUGGAGCGCGACAAUGAGCUGAAGAAGUGGAGCUCUGGGUGGCCUAAAAUGUGAGAGCGCGCAUAGUUCGCCGAAAGUGCAGAAAAUAGCAAUUAAACUGAGAGGGAGAAGGUUGAAGAGUAUUCUUUGGAGUGGAAGCCGGAGGCCGGUCAUUAAUGAAUAAGACGAUUGGAUGGUAUGAAUCAGUUAAACUCUACUGCUUUCGCUACUCAGCCAGAGACCCACGCCUCAGAAAUAGGCACAAUCAAUGUGGUGAGCUAAGGGGAGGCUUCUUGGCUGUCGACAACUAAAACGUCUCUCGCGCGAUCGGAUCCGCGACAUUGUCAGUAUUCCCCGUUGCGUGCACUAGUGUUUUGAUUGCGCCCCUGCGAGACGCGCACAGCAAUUGCGGAGCUCCACCAGGACUUGCGGCGAGUGCGAUCGCGCCCGGGAAUUGUUGUCCUGGGGCUGUUUUUAGCGUGCGGAAGUCAGGAAGUCACCUGGGAAUUUUUUGCAAAUAAAGUGCGCAAUUCCGUGUCGCGUCUGCGACUGCCUGGACAGGUGCCAAGAUUGGGUCAGUGUGGUGAGGAUCUUGCGCGUCAAUGGACUCCCCGAGUCUCACAACAAACGUGGAAGCGCCGCAGAAGAAUGGCAUUGCCAAGGACCAGCUCGCCCUCAUCCGCUCGAGCCUGCUCAGUCCCAACGAGGUGACCUUCUGCGAUGUCUCAGACAGCAGCGGCGCCACCCCCAAGCGACGCCGACGCCUCACGUCCACGGACACUGACGACUCCAUCGCCUCCUCGGGAGAGCAGAAGCGCAAGCCGGCGAUUCCCGACGGAGGAUUCGGAUGGGUGGUGGUGUUCGCGAGCCUGAUGGUGUCUCUCAUCUCCGACGGAGUGUCCUUCUCCUUUGGGCUCAUCUACACCGAGCUGCUGACGUACUUCCGGGACUCUUCGCCGUCCAAGACGGCGUGGGUGGGGUCCCUGUUCCUGGCUGUGCCACUCCUCUGCGGCCCUAUCAUGUCCAACCUCGUGGACAAGUACGGCUGCCGCAAGAUGACCAUCAUCGGGGGACUUAUAUCCGGGCUGGGCUUCGUCCUGGCCUCCGUCUGCGAUUCCAUUGAAGGUCUCUACCUCACGUUUGGGAUAAUCGCUGGCCUGGGACUGGGCAUUGGCUAUGUCACAGCCGUGGUGUCGAUCGCCUUCUGGUUCGACAAGAGAAGGACUUUUGCCACUGGCAUUGGCGCGUCGGGAACUGGCCUGGGCACCUUCAUCUACGCCCCAUUCACACAGUGGCUCAUCGAGACAUUCGGCUGGCGAGGAGCCACUCUCAUCCUGGCAGGGACACUCUUCAACAUCUGCGUCUGCGGAUGCCUCAUGAGGGACCCAGACUGGCUCAUUGAGGAGAAUCGCCUCGAGAGCCUCAGCGAAUCCGCGUCCAACAACAACUCCAGCGUGGCUCUGGAUGAGAUUAAGAAAUUGCUGGAGACAGGGACGCCCAGAGAGGAUGUCCUGGACACACUUAUGACCAAUUACAACACCGAGGCGAAUCAGCAUGUGGCUCUGGCGGAGGAAAUGGUCUCGGGGAAGAAGUACUUGAGUGAAAUCGUCCUGCCGACGUAUCUGGAUCCGAAGGACUCCGACAUGGAAGGAAGCAUCAAAUUCGGGAGCAGAAGAUCUCUGAGGAAGACCGACAGAGAUCCGUCGAUAGACAGUGAAUUGUUGGGUGGACGACCUGAGAAGAAGGACAAGCACAUUGCCAGCAUGGAGACUCUGAAUGAGUCGGAAAAGUUGUCCUUGUUGGAUGCAAAUUACUCCCUGGAAGACUUUAAUUCCUCGAGGAUUCCUUGGGCUAUUGAGAAGAUGAACUCCAGCCGAUUGUCGCUUGAUGAGAACCUGAUGUCCACCAAUUCCGUCACGGAUGUGAACAACCACCGAAGGAGUCUUCGCGGCACAUCAUUGGAUGCCGUCUUCGAGGUGGAGACCAAGAAAGUGGAGCCAGCGAAGCCUGAAGUGGUGACAGUGAGCUCAGGAAUUCCUCUGUUAACAGUGACGAAGCCGAAAGGGAUUCGCAGUCAGGGCAAGAAGAGACACGUAGAUCCCAGAGUAUUUCCUCAUAUGCGAACAUCCAACUUCUACCGGAACAUGAGAGUGCACCGGAAUUCCAUUCACUACCGUGGCGCUCUGCUGAACACGCAUCGCUACCGCUUAAGGGCAUCUUCGUGCCCCAAUAUAUACAGGAAUUCAAUGACUACACUCGCAAAAGAAGAGGAUGAGACUUGGUAUGACAGCUUCGUGGACAUCAUAAAGUCAAUAUUCGACUUCUCCCUCUUCAAAGAUCCCAAGUUCUUCAUAUUCAAUCUCUCGUCGUUCUUCCUCUUCAUCUGGUUCAUCAUCCCGUACUUCUACAUCACGGAACACCUGAAGAAAUACAACUUUCCUGAGGAAGAUGCCGCCAAUCUGAUUGCCGUGAUUGGCAUUUUCAACACACUCGGGAUGGUUUUCCUCGGCUGGGUUGGCGAUCAACCCUGGCUCAAUGUGAACAAAGCCUACGCUUUCUGCCUCGUCCUGUGCGGAUCCUCUGUCUGCCUCAUGCCCGUCGUCGGAGACAACUACGCUGCCCUCAUAGCACUGGCGGUGCUCUUCGGCAUCACGUUCGCUAGCUGCUUCUCCUUCACACCCAUCAUCCUCGUGCGCCUCGUGGACUUGGACGAGUUCACGUGCGCCUACGGUCUCGUGUUGCUGGUGCAAGGCGUGGGAAGUCUGAUCGGACCACCCUUGGCAGGUGCAAUUUACGACUGGACGCUGAGAUGGGAUGAUUCGUUCUACGCGGCGGGAUUCUUUAUCGCCGUUUCCGGUGCUCUGGCCUACGUGACUGGCAUCCUCGUGGACCAAGAAGAUGAGGAGAACUACAGCAAUCACUAAUCCCCAGUGAACAUGAGAAUUUAUCGCACACGAAUUUCGCAAUCAAAGUCACAUGAUAACUCAUCUACUUCACUGCCGUCGUUCUUGUUGGAGUUGAAAGAAAAAAAAAUGUUUGCAAGGAAACAGCACAAAAUCACCACUCUUUAGAUCAAUACAUAAUGUUUAUACACACAAAUUUACUAAUAUAGCAUAAAUCUAUCCAUUCAGAGGAUGAAUAUUUUCGAAAUAUUUUGAGGAAUUCGUACAAAAACGUGAUAAACCUUUUUCUACGAGAGACUGAACAUCAUUAAACGUUGUUAUGUCUAUAAAGAUUUUUAGCUUUUAAACAAUCCUUAUAGAAAUGUAGAACAAUCAAAUUGUAAAGCUUAGACAGAGAACAAAAUACAUCGAUUUCUAUAGAGUAUUAGUCGAAAUGUUAAAGUCUUGAAAAUCUAUUAAAAUGAUAUCUUUUCUCUAAAAACAAUCUGUCUU
Phlebotomus argentipes is the source of this 3959-nucleotide messenger RNA. RefSeq lists its product as uncharacterized. The coding region runs from base 1167 to 3488 and encodes 773 amino acids. Gene Ontology annotation, biological process: monocarboxylic acid transport; transmembrane transport. The record is from RefSeq and is a predicted model, not a curated record. Gene Ontology annotation, molecular function: monocarboxylic acid transmembrane transporter activity. The transcript has 7 exons. NCBI's taxonomy places the organism in Eukaryota, Metazoa, Arthropoda, Insecta, Diptera, Psychodidae.